Zingiber officinale is the source of this 1120-nucleotide messenger RNA. RefSeq names its product polyadenylate-binding protein 6-like. The coding region runs from base 2 to 1120 and encodes 372 amino acids. The transcript is spliced from 6 exons. Gene Ontology annotation, molecular function: mRNA binding. The record is from RefSeq and is a predicted model, not a curated record. NCBI's taxonomy places the organism in Eukaryota, Viridiplantae, Streptophyta, Magnoliopsida, Zingiberales, Zingiberaceae. Gene Ontology annotation, cellular component: cytosol.
AAUGGGGGAAGCCGCCUCCGCGGCGCCGCCCCUCGAUCAGCCGCCGUUCCCGACGCUUUACGUCGGGGAUCUCCACCCAAAUGUCUCGGAGUUGCAACUCCAAUACGUUUUCUCCCCCUGUGGCGCCAUUUCGUCGAUCCAUGUCUGCCGUGAUCGAGCCACCGGAGCCUCCCUUCAAUACGCCUACGUAAAUUUCUUCUCUUUCCUGGAUGCGAAGAAGGCUCUUACGAUGAUGAACCACUACCCUCUGAACGGUAGACCUAUUCGGAUCAUGUGGUCUCAGAGAAACCCCUUGUCUAGAAGGAACGGCAUCGGCAAUCUUUUUGUCAAUAAUUUGGAUUGUGUUGACGCAAUUGCGCUCGAGAAUCUGUUCGCCCAGUAUGGGACUGUGAAAUCUUGCAAGUUGGCGAUGGAUGAGAGCGGCAAAAGUAAGGGGUUUGGUUUCGUCCAGAUGGACACGGAGGAGGCCGCUCAAUCGGCCAUCAGAGCACUCAAUGGCAGAUUCCUUCAGGGUUCAAAGAAGAAGCUAUAUGUAACGAAGUUUGUCAAGCAAGACGAGAGGCAACCAUUGCCCGAAAGACAAAACAAGACUAACCUUUAUAUCAAGAACCUGGAUUGGGCCAUCACAGAUGAGGUCCUGCGGAUGAGAUUCUCACAGUAUGGCACCAUCAGAAGUUUUGUUGUGAUGAAAAAAAAAGAUGGAAAGUCUAGAGGAUUCGGAUUUGUCGACUUCCUUUCUGCAGAGGAUGCUAAGAAUGCAUUAAAUGACAUGAACGGCUUAAAAUUUGGAACCAGGACUGUAUACGUUGGAUAUGCUCAGACAAAGAAGCAACGAAAGGUUUUGCUAAGUCGUCUGUUUGGAAAUUACCAUCUUUUUUAUCAUGAUCAGAAUGCGACUAUCUUUGUGAGAAAUCUCGAGGAGUCAGUUGAUGGUAAAGCCUUGAGGGAACAUUUUGGUGCCUCUGGAAAAAUAUGGUGUGCAAGGGUCAUAUACAAUAAAGUAAAUGGACAGAGCAUGGGAUUUGGAUUUGUACGCUUCUUCUCGACUGAGGAGGCAUAUGUGGCUGUCCAAAGAUUCAAUGGUAUUAAACUUGAAACUCUAAGUUCACUAAUUGUCUGA